This is a messenger RNA of Trichomonas vaginalis G3, 408 nucleotides long. Its product is annotated as protein of unknown function, DUF4106 family. The annotation marks the transcript as partial. Lineage: Eukaryota; Parabasalia; Trichomonadida; Trichomonadidae. The record is from RefSeq and is a predicted model, not a curated record. The transcript has a single exon.
AAAGAGAUAGAAUACAUUUCGAAGAAAUUGCAAUCUUACGAUUGGAAGACUUACCCUCAUAGAUGUCUUCUUAUUUUAGAUGACUUUGCUUCUCAUCCUUUGUUAAAGAACAGAGAACAAGAUAUGUGUCGAAUUCUUAAGAAGCUCAGACACUUUAACAUCUCAGUUGUCAUUUGUGUACAGACAGCAAAGAGUUUAAGUAAGGAUGUUAAAAGAAUACUUACUGAUAUCAUACUUUUCCCUGGAUUGUCCGAAGACGAUUUCAUGGAACUUAUGAAAGAGUCCAUGGCAGGUAAGUUUGACAGACAUGAACUAUGGGAGAAGUACAAAGUCAUACAAGACCCUCAUACUUCUUUCAGAAUUCAUAUCUACGCAAACAAAGUUCAAAUUGUAAAAAGUCAAGCUUGA